CGUGGACAGCAAGCAACAAGGCGAAAUUGUGUUCUGUCUCCCUCUGAUUUGUGCAACUAACUAUCCCAGAAACAUUGCACAUAAGGAAAUAGUCAGCGCGUACCUGCUUGGGUAUGCAUGCUGUAUUUACACGUCUCGUGCCCGGAAUGCAUUCGAAUGGGCCGGCGGAAAUCCUGGCUAAAGCGAGAUGCGCUCCUUCGCAAUAUCGACCUCUUGGGCCUCCCAUCACGCGGCGACUGCUCGGAGAGCGGUGCGUAUUGUUUAAAGGACAAGAGCUGAACUCUCUGGCCGACUAACACGAAAGUCUACUUGACACUCGAUCAAGAUGAAAACCCGAAUCAUCGUGCAAGCAUUAUUCGUGGGAUUCACGGCCGCUCUCCCAAGCUUCAUUUCUUCUCGGCAAGAUCCGUUGCCAUCGCCAGAAUGCCCCGAGACCUGGUUCUUCAAUAUCGACUCCUUCUCCGGCCCAGGCUGCCCCGACAGUGCGCCAGGCUUCAACGCGACACACGGGCGCACAGAUCAGGGCUGGGGCUCCCAUUUCAUGCCAGGCUGUCAUACGCCUUGGGCAUGGUUCACGUUGCCAUACACCGAAGCUAGCGUCGGCGCGGGCGUGCGCGAGUCGAAGACGUAUUGCGAGUUGCGGCUCAAGUGGAGAGAAAUGAAGGGAGAUACAUAUCCAAUCGAGGUACCGCUGGAUCAGGCCGCAUGGAAAUUGAAGAUGCAUAGAAAUGGCACAACCAUGGAGGCGGGUUAUGCAAUUGAUGAGGGCGUGAGAGCGGAUUGGAGGUUUACAUACUGGAUGGAUGAAGCGGAUGACAACUCAAAGCUGGUUGACAAGAUAGUUGUACGCGGCCCUUUGGCAAACAAGACACUGCCCGUGAAGCAGCUUGACUGGAGCCAGGGCGAAAAGAAGACCUUGGAAUGGACCGCCCCUCAGUGCGGAAUUGCCUAUGUCAAAGUACGAGUCGACCUCGAACUUAGAGCGGAGAACGCAGGAGCGAUGGGCACCGUGUUCCCAACGCGGAUUGGCAGCGGUGUCGCCCACGACUACGGAUGGCCAGGGCCCCUUCUGGGGAUCAGUCACGAUUUUGAGCCUUGCAAGAAGGCCUAGCAGUCUGCUCCGGUAUCUAUGGUCCAUUUCCAAAUACUCAGACUUUCUUGGUGGAU
Molecule: messenger RNA, 1167 nt
Organism: Paraphaeosphaeria sporulosa
Lineage: Eukaryota; Fungi; Ascomycota; Dothideomycetes; Pleosporales; Didymosphaeriaceae
Exons: 2
Coding region: 326-1111 (261 amino acids)
Source: RefSeq, a predicted model, not a curated record